UACUCUAGCAAUAUCUUAUAGGAAUCUAUUACCCUAAUUACCUUAUAACUAUCACUGGGUAAUACAUACUGUUGCAUACAAAUAGGCAUUAUCCUGCAGCCGAGGUAACUAAUGCCCUAGCCUUUAUCUCGCUAAUAUCUACUACCGGUACCCUAGUUAUUACUUUGCAAGUAAUUAUUAUCUUGGCUCUUACCUUGCAGGUAGCUAUUACCCAAGCCAUUACUUCACAAGUAAGCAUUGUCUUGCCUCAUGGGUGGCUACAGCAUCCUAUCACACCUCACAUAACUGAUAGUGAGGAUAAAUGAAAAAUGUGAUGUGCUAAGUGUCUUGAGCCCACACACCUGGUAGGAAGGAACCCUAAAAUAUACUAUAUUUAUUCAGCACUGCUAAGAUCACAACUGGUGUCCUAGCUAGGAUUUCGAGUAAUACAAUUCCAGAAGGGGUUUUCAGAGGAAGACAAAAAUGAUGAUACAAGUAUUUGUAAAACAUUUCCUAAGAAGAUAUGCCGAAGGACCUUGGGAUGUUCAGGCUGGAGAAACGAAAACUGAGGAGAGACACGCUAACCAUGUUCAGAGGAGGCAGGCAGCUGUGUACAGGAUGGGCAGAGAUAUAGUGAUAAAGAUGUGUGGAAACCCGAACCGUGCCAGAUCUGUGUUUGUGACACUGGCACUGUCCUCUGCGACGAUAUUCUCUGCGAAGAAAUGAGAGACUGUCCCAGGCCUGAGAUACCCUUCGGAGAAUGUUGCCCUAUAUGUCCAACUGAUCAGCCCACCGCCAGUGGUUGGCAACCUGGUCCCAAGGGUCAAAAGGGUGAACCUGGUGAUAUCAAGGAUGUUGUAGGACCGAGAGGCCCUCCUGGACCACAGGGACCUUCAGGUGAACAAGGACCAAGGGGAGAACGUGGAGAAAAAGGAGAAAAGGGUGCUGCAGGUCCACGUGGCAGAGAUGGUGAACCUGGUACGCCUGGCAAUCCAGGGCCCGCUGGACCCCCAGGCCCCCCAGGCCUUACUGGAAACUUUGCUGCUCAGAUGGCUGGUGGAUUUGAUGAGAAAGCAGGUGGUGGGGGUGCUCAGAUGGGAGUGAUGCAAGGACCUAUGGGACCAAUGGGACCACGGGGUCCUCCAGGACCAUCAGGAUCUCCUGGCCCUCAAGGAUUUCAAGGCAGCCCUGGAGAACCCGGAGAACCUGGUUCUGGGGGUGCAAUGGGUCCCCGUGGGCCACCUGGAUUACCUGGAAAACCAGGAGAGGAUGGUGAAGCAGGCAAACCUGGCAAAUCAGGAGAGCGUGGAUUACCUGGACCUCAGGGUGCUCGAGGUUUCCCUGGGACCCCAGGUCUUCCUGGUGUCAAAGGUCACAGAGGAUAUCCUGGUUUAGAUGGCUCUAAAGGAGAAGCUGGUGCUCCAGGUGCUAAGGGUGAAGCUGGAUCUUCUGGGGAGAAUGGUUCUCCUGGUCCUAUGGGUCCCCGUGGCCUUUCAGGUGAAAGAGGACGUCCUGGCCCAUCUGGUGCUGCUGGUGCUCGUGGUAAUGAUGGUCUCCCUGGUCCAGCUGGUCCACCGGGACCUGUUGGCCCUUCUGGUGGACCAGGGUUUCCAGGAGCUCCAGGUGCAAAGGGUGAAGCUGGUCCCACUGGUGCUCGUGGCCCUGAGGGUGCCCAAGGCUCUAGAGGUGAAUCUGGAUCCCCUGGUUCUCCAGGACCUGCAGGACCUCCAGGCAACCCUGGAAAUGACGGAAUCCCUGGUGCCAAAGGAUCAGCAGGUGGUCCUGGCAUUGCUGGUGCUCCUGGUUUUCCUGGCCCACGUGGCCCCCCUGGGCCACAAGGUGCAACAGGACCUUUGGGUCCCAAAGGUCAGGCGGGAGAGCCUGGAAUUGCAGGCUUCAAAGGUGAACAAGGCCCCAAGGGUGAACCUGGCCCUGGGGGACCACAAGGAGCCCCUGGCCCAGCCGGCGAAGAAGGGAAGAGAGGAGGUCGUGGUGAGCCAGGAGCUGCAGGACCAACUGGACCACCCGGAGAGAGGGGUUCCCCUGGAAAUCGUGGUUUCCCAGGUCAGGAUGGAUUAGCUGGGCCCAAAGGUGCUCCUGGAGAACGUGGCCCUCCUGGCCUUGGGGGACCCAAAGGUGGCCCUGGAGAUCCUGGACGACCUGGAGAACCUGGCCUGCCUGGUGCCCGGGGUCUCACUGGUCGCCCUGGGGAUGCUGGUGCUCAAGGCAAAGUUGGCCCAUCUGGUACUCCGGGUGAAGAUGGACGGCCUGGCCCACCUGGUCCUCAAGGUGCUCGUGGUCAGCCUGGUGUCAUGGGUUUCCCAGGCCCCAAAGGUGCUAAUGGUGAAGCUGGUAAAGCUGGUGAGAAGGGACUACCUGGUGCUCCUGGACUACGAGGUCUUCCUGGCAAAGAUGGUGAGACAGGAGCAGCUGGACCACCAGGACCUGCUGGGGCUGUUGGAGAGAGAGGUGAACAGGGUGCCCCUGGACCAUCUGGAUUCCAAGGACUUCCAGGCCCCGCAGGCCCUCCAGGUGAAGGUGGAAAACCAGGUGACCAAGGUGUUCCUGGAGAAGCUGGUACUCCUGGUCUCGUUGGUCCCAGAGGUGAACGUGGCUUCCCAGGAGAACGUGGACCUGCAGGUGCCCAAGGCUUGGCUGGUGGCCGAGGACUUCCCGGUACCCCUGGUACUGAUGGACCCAAGGGUGCAGCUGGUCCUGCUGGGCCUCCUGGAGCCCAAGGCCCCCCAGGUCUGCAGGGAAUGCCUGGUGAGAGAGGAGCUGGAGGUAUUCCUGGACCAAAGGGAGACAGGGGUGAUGCUGGUGAGAAAGGCCCAGAAGGUGCUCCUGGCAAAGAUGGCAGCCGAGGCUUGAGUGGUCCCAUUGGUCCUACCGGUCCUGCUGGCCCUAGUGGAGAGAAGGGUGAAUCAGGUCCCCCUGGCCCAAGUGGAGCUGCUGGUACUCGGGGUGCCCCUGGUGAGCGUGGAGAAACUGGACCUCCUGGCCCCGCUGGGUUUGCUGGCCCCCCUGGUGCUGAUGGCCAGCCUGGUGCUAAAGGCGAGCAAGGUGGAUCUGGCCAGAAAGGAGAUGCUGGAUCCCCUGGUCCACAAGGGCCAUCUGGUGCUCCCGGUCCACAGGGUCCAACUGGUGUAACAGGUCCAAAAGGAGCUCGUGGUGCACAAGGACCCCCAGGCGCCACCGGAUUCCCUGGUGCAGCAGGACGGGUUGGACCACCUGGUCCCAAUGGUAACCCUGGUUCCCCAGGCCCACCUGGUGCUUCUGGAAAAGACGGUCCCAAGGGUGCCCGUGGUGACGCAGGGCCAGUUGGACGUACUGGUGAUCCAGGUUUGCAAGGCCCGCCUGGUCCUGGAGGCGAGAAGGGAGAAUCUGGAGAAGAUGGCCCUCCUGGUGCAGAUGGCCCUCCUGGACCUCAGGGUUUGGCAGGACAGAGAGGAAUAGUUGGUCUUCCCGGUCAGCGAGGUGAAAGAGGCUUUCCUGGUCUGCCUGGGCCUUCUGGUGAGCCUGGUAAACAAGGAUCUCCUGGAGGUCCAGGAGAUAGAGGCCCACCUGGCCCAGUUGGUCCACCCGGUUUGACUGGUCCCUCUGGUGAACCUGGCCGUGAGGGUAAUCCUGGUUCAGAUGGUCCUCCAGGCAGAGAUGGUUCCCCGGGACCGAAGGGUGAACGUGGUGAGACCGGAGCUGUUGGAAGUCAUGGUGCUCCUGGCUCACCUGGUGCUCCAGGUCCUGUUGGUCCAACUGGCAAACAAGGAGACAGAGGUGAAACAGGUCCUCAAGGUCCCAUUGGCCCUACUGGCCUUGCAGGAGCAAGGGGCUUACCUGGUACACAAGGUCCUCGUGGCGACAAAGGUGAAGCUGGAGAGGCAGGAGAACGAGGUCUGAAGGGUCACCGAGGAUUCACCGGCCUGCAGGGUCUCCCUGGGCCUCCUGGUCCUUCUGGAGAUCAAGGUACAUCUGGUCCUGCUGGUCCCUCUGGUCCCAGGGGUCCCCCAGGCCCCGUUGGUCCCUCUGGCAAAGAUGGCUCUAAUGGAAUGCCUGGGCCUAUUGGCCCUCCUGGCCCUCGUGGUCGUAGUGGAGAAACUGGUCCAGCUGGUCCUCCUGGCAACCCCGGCCCUCCUGGCCCUCCUGGCCCACCUGGAGCUGGGAUUGAUAUGUCAGCCUUUGCUGGCCUUGGCGGCCAGACUGAGAAAGGUCCUGAUCCAAUGCGCUACAUGCGGUCCGAUCAGGCUGUCAGCAACUUGCGGCAACAUGAUGUUGAGGUUGAUGCCACACUGAAGAGUCUCAAUAACCAGAUUGAAAGCAUCCGAAACCCUGAGGGCAGUAAGAAGAACCCAGCUCGAACCUGUCGUGACCUGAAACUAUGCCAUCCUGACUGGAAGAGCGGUGAUUAUUGGAUUGACCCCAACCAGGGCUGCACUUUGGAUGCCAUAAAGGUUUUCUGCAACAUGGAGACUGGCGAGUCCUGUGUCUAUCCGAAGCCAAAGAGCAUUCCCAGGAAGAAUUGGUGGACAAGCAAGAACAAGGAGAAAAAGCACAUCUGGUUUGGAGAAAGCAUCAAUGGAGGAUUUCAUUUUAGCUACGGAGAUGACAACUUGGCUCCUAACACUGCCAACAUCCAGAUGACUUUCCUGCGACUCUUGUCUUCUGAAGGCUCACAAAAUCUUACCUACCACUGCAAGAACAGUAUUGCGUACAUGGAUGCAGCGUCCGGCAACCUUAAGAAAGCUCUCCUGAUACAGGGAUCCAACGACGUGGAGAUGAGAGCCGAGGGCAAUAGCAGGUUUACCUACACUGCCUUGCAGGAUGGAUGUACUAAACAUACUGGCAAGUGGGGGAAGACAAUCAUCGAGUAUCGAUCUCAGAAGACUUCGCGCCUGCCCAUCAUUGACAUUGCGCCUAUGGACAUUGGUGGCGCCGAUCAGGAAUUUGGUGUUGACAUUGGCCCCGUGUGCUUUUUGUAAAAGGAGAACAAACCCUAAAAUCAAUAUUUUUUUACCGAUCCAAGUACUUCCCAAUCACUUUUAGGACUUCUGCACUGAAUGGCUGAACCAAACUCCUCCCUUUCCCUCCCCCCACCAAAAAACCUUUUUGCUUACAUUUUUGGACUCUCUUAUCAUUUUCUGUGGCCACCAUUGCUUGAGUAGAUCACGAAGCCAGCAUAAGGAAGGAAGGAAGGAAGGAAGGAACAACUAAUAAUGGUAUUAUUUAUUUAUUGUCUUCCUAGAGGGCCUUUCUUGGGUCAGGUGGUGAUAGGAAGCUCACAAGCAUAUAUGAAGGGUCCUUCCCUCCAAGUUGCUGAUGUUCCCAAUCCUGGUUGUAGCCAAAUCUUUUCCCCACUCCAUUCUGAGUGCGUAUUUCAAAGCAAGAUUACUGUGUACGAUACUAAAGAUGGUGCUAUUAUUGUUAAAACAAGUCUGUAUUUUUUAACAUCAAUUGAUAUAAAAACCUUUGUUGGAAAAUAACAA
Messenger RNA from Pantherophis guttatus, 5459 nucleotides. RefSeq names its product collagen type II alpha 1 chain (gene COL2A1). The record is from RefSeq and is a predicted model, not a curated record. Gene Ontology annotation, biological process: extracellular matrix organization. Gene Ontology annotation, cellular component: collagen type II trimer. Gene Ontology annotation, molecular function: extracellular matrix structural constituent conferring tensile strength; protein binding. NCBI's taxonomy places the organism in Eukaryota, Metazoa, Chordata, Lepidosauria, Squamata, Colubridae.